ACACACGUGACAAAUAAGGUUAAAGUUAUUGAAAAUAUAAAAAGAAAGGAAUUUAUACUAAAAAUACAAGGCUACGAACUAGAUUUUAUAAAUAAAAAAACAUGGCAGAUUUGUUUAAUUUUUUACUGUCAUCAUCUGAUGAUGCAGAUUAUCGAGAACCAAACCGUAGAAGAAGAAAAGAUUUAAACGGCGCAUAAAUUAUAUUUAACAAUUAGACGACAUUGAAUUUAAAAUGCGAUUUAGAUUAAACAAACAGUCAGUUCGAUUAAUAUUGGAAGAAAUAAGAGAAGAAUUGGAGUUUUUUACUAACAGAGUGAGUCAAGCUAUUAUCAGGUUACGACCCCGUUAUAUUCACUUUCCAACAACAGAGCAGGAAAUAAGAAAGGAACAAUUACAAUUUUACAAUAUUGCACGCUUUCCAAGGGUCAUUGGUUGUAUUGAUUAUAUACAUGUACGUGUCCAGUCUUUUGGAAUGCGUUACCAAUUACGCAGAGUAAUGACUAUCAUUAUUGCAACAGCAGUACUCCAUAAUAUCGCCAGACAGAAUGAUGAUGUAGAACCAGAUAUCGACCCAGAUUUAAAUUUACCUGCACCAUGGGAUCAUAUGUUAACAGCUUGUAACGUCGCGACUUCAUCAUGUCUUGAUGGUUCAUCAGUUCCAUCAAGCCCGGCUUUACCUAGUACAUCAAAUGCCAAGAAGAGACGUGCUCGAAGCAUAUCGGUAGAACCACAAAACACUAAACAAAUACAUGAAGCUGACAAAUUUGAUAAUUUGUUCAAUGAAUUUAUUCAACCGCGCAGUGAAGAACAAGCCUUCUGCAGUUUCUUACAGUCUAGAUUAGAAAGACUACAGAAGAAAUAUUAUAUGCGUAUUACACAUAUGAUAUUGCAGGAAGUAAUGAAAAUUGAAUUGGAACAAUCUGAAAGUCAGUAUUUGUAUGACUAA
Cyphomyrmex costatus is the source of this 946-nucleotide messenger RNA. RefSeq lists its product as uncharacterized. The transcript has 4 exons. NCBI's taxonomy places the organism in Eukaryota, Metazoa, Arthropoda, Insecta, Hymenoptera, Formicidae. The record is from RefSeq and is a predicted model, not a curated record. Bases 233 to 946 code for a protein of 237 amino acids.